Messenger RNA from Staurois parvus, 463 nucleotides. The record is from the annotation of a GenBank genome assembly. NCBI's taxonomy places the organism in Eukaryota, Metazoa, Chordata, Amphibia, Anura, Ranidae.
UGGUCAUCUCCUGUACUAUGUCCGCAGUCUCUGGUCAUCUCCUGUACUAUGUCCGCAGUCUCUGGUCAUCUCCUGUACUGUGUCCGCAGUCUCUGGUCAUCUCCUGUACUGUGUCCGCAGUCUCUGGUCAUCUCCUGUACUGUGUCCGCAGUCUCUGGUCAUCUCCUGUACUGUGUCCGCAGUCUCUGGUCAUCCCCUGUACUGUGUCCGCAGUCUUUGGGCAUCUCCUGUACUGUGUCCGCAGUCUCUGGUCAUCUCUUGUACUGUGUUCGCAGUCUCUGGUCAUCUCCUGUACUGUGUCCGCUGUCUCUGGUCAUCUCCUGUACUGUGUCCGCAAUCUCUGGUCAUCUCCUGUACUGUGUCCGCAGUCUCUGGUCAUCUCCUGUACUGUGUCCGCAGUCUCUGGUCAUCUCCUGUACUGUGUCCGCAGUCUCUGGUCAUUCCCUGUACUGUGUCUGUAGUC